Molecule: messenger RNA, 2582 nt
Organism: Gavialis gangeticus (Gharial)
Lineage: Eukaryota; Metazoa; Chordata; Crocodylia; Gavialidae
Gene: DAGLB
Product: diacylglycerol lipase beta
Exons: 15
Coding region: 55-2079 (674 amino acids)
Biological process (GO): lipid metabolic process
Source: RefSeq, a predicted model, not a curated record
GUCACGCGUGGCAGGUGAAGCGCAGGUAGUGGCGGGGGCGCGGGGAUCCGCACGAUGCCGGGGCUGAUGCUGUUCGGGCGGCGCUGGGCCAUCGGCAGCGACGACUUCGUGUUUCCCGGAGCCUUCGAGCUCUUCCUGCGGCUCAUCUGGUGGGUCGGCGUUCUUGUCCUAUACUCCGUUCACAAGGAGAGGUUCAACUGCACUGGAGGGGGACUCCUGCACACCUACCUGCUGGUCCUCCUCCUCCUCUUGGCUGCCAUCGUAUGCGCUGUAUCGGCCAUUGUGUGCAUCAGUAUGCGAGGGACAAUUUCUAACCCUGGGCCAAGAAAAUCUCUUCCUAAACUGCUUUAUACUCGCCUUUUUCUCUUCUUGCCUGAAUUUGUGUGGGCAACUGUGGGUGCUAUCUGGGUGUCAGACAGCAGGGUGCAUUGUGAAAAGACUGUGGUAAAUGCCAUCUUCGGGACAGUCAUUGCCAGCUGGAUUAUCAUCAUCUUUACCGUCAUUGCAAUUGUAAUUGUCUUUGAUCCGCUUGGGGGUAAAAAGACCUUGUACCUCACUGAUGCUAUAGAUCGCAACCUGGAAAGCAGUCAGUCAGGCCAGCUAUUCUAUAAUGUCAAGAAGACUGCAACCCGAGUCUGGGAGAAAAGAAUUAGGUUAAUGUGUUGUUGUAUUGUGCAAAAUGAUGACCACCGAGUGGCUUUUACAAGUAUUGCAGAACUCUUCAGCAGCUACUUUUCAGACACUGAUUUGGUGCCAAGUGACAUAGCAGCAGGUUUGAGUCUGCUCCAUCAAGAGCAAGAUAUAGUAGAGAAUUGUCCAAAAGACCCUGAAGAAAUUCUCUGUCAUUCCCCAACAUCUCCUGUGGCUGAUAAUUUGGAUGUUGAAUUAGAAAAUGCUGCUCACUACAUGCAGUUUGCUGCAGCUGCUUAUGGAUGGCCAUACUAUAUAUUCACUAACCCAUUUACUGCUCUCUGUAGACUUAACCGUGACUGUUGCAGAAACAGAGCAACAGAUCCUGAUAUAGUUGGUGGUGAUUGUCUUAACUUUCACUUUGGAUCCAUCCUAAGAAUAACAGGGCUGCAGUACAGAGAUUUUAUUCAUAUUAGCUUUCAUAACAAGAUUUUUGAGAUUCCAUUUUUUGUCGCUUUGGAUCACAAAAAAGAGGCUGUUGUGGUUGCAGUAAGAGGAACCCUGUCUUUUGAGGAUAUCAUCACUGAUCUAUCAGCAGACUGUGAAGACCUGACACUAGAAGACAUUCUGGAAAAUGGCUUUGUACAUAAGGGGAUAACACAAGCUGCAAAUUACGUUUACCGAAAGCUAAUAAAUGAUGGAAUUCUAAACCAGGCUCUCACCGUUGCCCCUGAGUAUAAAUUGGUGAUAGUUGGGCACAGUUUAGGUGCUGGAACAGCCUCCAUUUUGGCCAUCCUGCUCAAGAACUCCUUUCCAACACUCAGGUGUUAUGCCUUCUCUCCUCCAGGAGGACUGUUAAGCAAAUCACUUGCAGACUACACUAAGCACUUCAUCAUAUCUGUUGUUGUUGGAAAAGACCUCGUCGCAAGGUUAAGUAUGCCCAACAUGGAAGACCUGAAACGAAGAAUCGUGAAAAUAGUGGCCAGUUGUAACAGGCCUAAGUACCAGAUCUUGCUGCGUGGGUGUUGGUAUGAAGUCUUUGGGGGAAAUCCAGAUAACUUCCCGACUGAGCUGGAUGGUAGAAGUCAAGACACCCUGACCCAACCUCUUCUGGCAGAGGAGAGUUUGAUGGUUCAUCAUUCACCUUCUUACAGUACCUUGGGGGAUGAAUCUCAUUUAAAUUCACCUCAGUAUCCUCAGCUGUAUCUUCCUGGGAAAAUCAUCCAUAUUGUAGAAGAAUCCAGCACAAGAAGGUGGUGCUCUUCAGAUGUUAAAUACACUGCAAGAUGGUCAAAAGAAACUGCCUUCAGAAAUAUUUUAAUAAGUCCCAAGAUGAUAACAGAUCACAUGCCAGAUGUUGUACUCAAAGCUCUGAACAGCUUGUCCCAGGAUAAAGCAUCUUGUAUUUCCUGUCAGACACAAGAUGAUUUUAAUACCAACAUAGUAUGAGAACAGCAGUGCUGCUCUCAGGUGAAGUAUUCAGGAGGCUUUUGACCUCUCGUGCUUAAGCAGACACAAGUAUCCUUUAUGCCAUACCUGAAAUGGAAACGAGAGGUUGAAGUGAUUCCUUCAGAAUGCAAAAUGCAUUUUGCCUCUGUGGUGGCGGCUCUUAAAUUCAGAACUUGAACCCUCUCUGCAUUUUAACAACCAUCUUUGGAAAUGGAACAAUACAAGGAGCUUGAGCCAAUUGUGUGUAAACCACUAGAUCUUGACUAACAAACAGGGAGACUGAGGCAGCAUGGUUCCUGCCUUAGCCAGAUGUUGCAACCUGUAUUGUAGCUUCAGCUCUGCUUCCAGCUUAGUCAUUUUAUAGGUAGGAGACUGAGCCACAAUGAGGUCUGCUGCCCAUCUUUUUAUGUCACCAAGAUUCUUGGAUGUUAUGAAAUAAAGCAGAGCUGCACUGUCUAGAACAUCUGGUUUCUGGAGGAAGUGGGUGUGGGAAGAUGAAAACA